AUGCCUUCUGCCAUCUCCAAGGUCGAGCUGCAGCGCGUCAAGGCCGACGUCGGUGUCGAGCGAAUCCUCGAGAUCGUCCGCGAGGAUGGCGGCGUGAUCAUCAAGGGCUUCCUAACGCCCGAGCAGGUGCGCGACUUCAACAGCGAGCUCGAGCCGGCCAUGGCACAGGUGGUGCCAGGGUCCAUGUACAAGGACAAUCAGUUCAUCUCCGACUUCCACGGUAACGAGACCAAGCGGCUCACCAACCUGGUCACGCACAGCAAGACUUUCCGCGAGCAGAUCCUCGAUAUGGACCUGGUGCACGACCUGGCCACGACCGUGUUCGAAGAGGAAUCGGGCUCGUACUGGAUGACGACGGCACAGGUCAUUGAGAUCGGACCCGGAAAUAAGGCGCAAAUCCUGCACCGUGACCUCGAGAACACACGGCCGUACGUCGACAUGGGCCCCAACGGGCCCGAGGCCAUGAUCAACUUCCUCAUCGCCCUGUCCGACUUCACGGAGGCGAACGGGGCCACGCGGGUGAUUCCCAAGAGCAACCACUGGCCCGACUUCAACGAUCGCGGUACCCUGGACCAGACCAUUCCCGCCGAGAUGGACGCCGGCGACGUGCUCUUCAUCUGUGGCAAGGUCGUCCACGGUGGCGGCGCCAACGUCACUGCUGAUCGGCGCCGCCGCGGCCUUGCCUUCACCUUCCAGCCCAGCUUCCUCACGCCCGAAGAGGCCUACCCCUUCCUCGUCGACCUAAAGACGGUCAAACAGAUGUCCACCCGGGCCCAGCGCAUGAUUGGCUUCCGCUCCCAGUUCCCCAAGGGCUCGCCCGGCCUGUGGCAGUCCGACUACAAGGAGAUUGCCGACUACAUUGGCCUGUGA
This is a messenger RNA of Grosmannia clavigera kw1407, 870 nucleotides long. Its product is annotated as toxin biosynthesis protein. NCBI's taxonomy places the organism in Eukaryota, Fungi, Ascomycota, Sordariomycetes, Ophiostomatales, Ophiostomataceae. The record is from RefSeq and is a predicted model, not a curated record. The transcript has a single exon. Bases 1 to 870 code for a protein of 289 amino acids.